Molecule: messenger RNA, 812 nt
Organism: Babjeviella inositovora NRRL Y-12698
Lineage: Eukaryota; Fungi; Ascomycota; Pichiomycetes; Serinales
Gene: PRE6
Product: proteasome core particle subunit alpha 4
Exons: 3
Coding region: 30-812 (260 amino acids)
Biological process (GO): ubiquitin-dependent protein catabolic process
Cellular component (GO): proteasome core complex; nucleus; proteasome core complex, alpha-subunit complex
Source: RefSeq, a predicted model, not a curated record
CAAUUACAAUCACAUAACACAUAUAUACAAUGAGUGGCUACGAUAGUGCUUUAUCCAUCUUCAGUCCUGACGGUCACGUUUUCCAGGUUGAAUACGCCGGCGAGGCCGUCAAAAGAGGGACCUGUGCCGUGGGUGUGAAGGGCCACUCGGUGGUGGUUCUUGGCUGCGAAAAGAGAACCACACUCAAGCUCCAGGAUCCCCGGAUCACCCCCUCCAAGAUCUGUCCGAUCGACAAGCACGUACUCCUUGCGUUUGCGGGGUUGAACGCGGAUGCACGUAUUCUCAUUGACAAGGCGCGUGUGGAGGCGCAAUCGCACCGUUUAACGUUGGAGGAUCCUGUCAGCGUUGACUACUUGACCAGAUACGUCGCGGGGGUGCAGCAGAAGUACACCCAAUCCGGUGGUGUGAGACCGUUCGGGAUUGCGACCCUCAUUGCGGGCUUCGAUCCUAACGAUGCCACUCCUAAGUUGUACCAGACAGAGCCGUCUGGGAUCUUCAAUGCCUGGAAGGCCAACGCCAUCGGGCGCUCUUCCAAGACGGUGCGUGAGUUUUUGGAAAAGAACUACGAUGCUGUCAUGGACGCCGAGGCUACCGAGGAGGUUAACGAGCAGGCCACCGUCAAGUUGACCGUCAAGGCUUUGUUGGAAGUUGUUCAGACCGGGGCCAAGAACAUUGAGAUUUGUGUGGUCAAGCCAAAAGGCCUUGUUCAGUACUUGUCCGUCGAGGAAAUCCAGGUGUUUGUUGACGAAUUAGAGGCUGAGAAGCAGGCUGAGGCUGAAAAGAAGAAGAAGGGGAAGAAGACCGAGGAAUGA